AGACAACACAAUUACACAUUCCCCAAUUUGGUGCCACGACUUUGAUUCAGAGUUUCCGACCCGCCCCUAUAAGUCCAUAACGCUUUUUUGACGGGUCAAACGCCAUCUCUCCCGAUAUGUCUUUUAUUAUGUCUUCUUUUUAAUUCAUCAUCAUCACAACCAUAAACCAAUCCAACCUUCCCCUCAAAAUAUGAACCCCUGAUUCCCCAUUUCUACUCCUCCAACCCAAAAAAAGCUUGCCUCGCCGCAUGAACUCUUUACUUUCCGGCGGCCUCCUCACUGGCUAGAAUAUUUUUUUUCUGUUUAUUGGGUUUUCUUGGGUUUUUGGAUUCAUCCAUGGGGCAGUCUGCAUCUGCCUCUUCCCAUGGUUACUCCUCGGGUUAUUCAAGCCCCGGUUCCAGCCGCCGGAGGUACUUAACCGCUAACCAAUCGGAAUCCUCGUCUUUCAGUGAAUCUAAUGCCCAACUUUCUGCGGUCGAUGAUGUAGAUUUCACCUUGGAGAUUCCUGAUGAAUGCUUAGCUUUGAUUUUUCAAUCCUUAAGCUCCGGCGACCGGAAACGUUGCUCCGUCGUCUGCCGGAGGUGGUUGGCCGUCGAGGGAGAGAGCCGUCACCGGUUAGCUCUUAACGCCACCGCUGAUAUACAUCCACAUAUUCCGGCUAUUUUCACUCGGUUUGAUUCCGUCACCAAGCUUGCUCUCAGAUGCGAUCGGAAAUCCAUUAGCAUAAAUGAUGACGGCUUGGCCCUCAUAUCCCUCCGGUGCCGGAACCUCACGCGUCUCAAGCUCCGCGGUUGCCGUCAGGUCACCGAUCUGGGUAUGUCAUUUAUCGCCAAAAAUUGCAAGGUUUUGAAGAAAUUCUCAUGUGGGUCUUGCACUUUUGGAGCCGAAGGAAUGAAUGCUCUGCUCGAUCAUUGCUCCACACUCGAGGAACUCUCCGUCAAGCGUCUGCGUGGGGUCAACGAUGGCGUUGUUGCUGCUCCCAUAGGGCCUGGAGCGGCGGCUGCAUCCCUAAAAUCGAUAUGCUUGAAGGAGCUAUACAACGGGCUCAGCUUUGGGCCACUCAUACUUGGUUCAAAGAAUUUGAAGACUCUGAAACUAUUGCGGUGUUUGGGGGAUUGGGAUAGGCUUUUGGAGACGAUGGCUAAAAGGGAGGAUAAUAAUUUGGUGGAGAUUCAUUUAGAGAGGCUGCAGUUGAGCGAUAUUGGGCUUACCGCAAUUUCUAAAUGUCCCAAGUUGGAGAUUUUGCAUUUAGUAAAGGCUUUGGAUUGCACGAAUGCUGGCGUGGUGGCCGUGGCUGAGAACUGUAAGCUUUUGAGAAAGCUCCACAUUGACGGGUGGAGGUCAAAUAGAAUUGGUGAUGAGGGUUUGAUUGCUAUUGCUAAGAACUCUGUCAAUCUUCAAGAGCUUGUCCUUAUUGGUUUGAAUCCCAGUUCAGUUAGCAUGUCUGCUAUUGCAUCAAACUGUAAGAAGUUGGAAAGAUUGGCUCUUUGUGGAAGUGAGACAAUUGGAGAUGCUGAGAUUUCUUAUAUAGCUGAGAAAUGUGUAGCUUUGAGGAAACUCUGUAUCAAGGGAUGCCAUGUUUCUGAUCAAGGGAUUGAGGCAUUUGCUUGGGGAUGUCCCAAUUUGGUUAAGAUCAAAGUUAAGAAGUGUAGGGAAGUAACAAGUGACUUUGCGGAUUGGUUGAGGGCUAGAAGGGCAACAUUGACGGUGAGUUUGGAUGUGGAGGAGGCUGAAGUUGAAGCUGUUGAGGUUAGUGCAAGUGAUGCAGGGGAGCAAGAAGACGGGGCAGAGUUCCCAUCGAGUGUGAGUAGGGCAACGAAUGCUGGUGUUGCUGGUGGUGUCGAUGUACCUUCAAGUCAAAAUGCAGGUCGAUCUUCUGCUUACAAACCAAGGCUUGGCAUUUUUGGCGGAAGGAGCCUAGUGGCUUGCACAUUCGGCCGGUGGUUGAAUACUGGUAAUGGUAGUUCCAACAGUGGUGUCUUGUGAAUCCUGUAAACAAAUGUUAAUUUGGAGGAGCUCUUACUUUUUAAAGCUUCUUUUCCAAAUUGAAACAAGUGAUGUCAUUUGUGAUUGUUCAUGAAACUCAACUGCCUUGUGUAAUUUUAGAACUCUGUAUGGGAUUUGUUCAAGCAUGUAUCAGACUAAUUUGUCCUGAAACACUUGCUUGUGUGGAACUAUGGGUCCUUUGAUUGGAUAGUGAUUCUGUUUGAUUUCUUUUCUGCUGGACUUUAAUGUUCAUUUCUAUGUCGAAUUGGUUGCAUUCUCGCGUCGUAAAUUCUUUGGAAUAUGGCAAUGGAUUCCUUUGGGACUGUUGUUAUUUUACCUUCAACUGCUCCUGGUUACUAAUCUGGAAUGCCCUGUGGAUUGAGCAAUGCUUAAACUUCCACCUUGAAGUUUCUUCUGUAAAGUUUAUGUUAAUUAUUUGAGCGUAUUAACCUAAGAAUUUUUG
This is a messenger RNA of Oldenlandia corymbosa var. corymbosa, 2449 nucleotides long. Lineage: Eukaryota; Viridiplantae; Streptophyta; Magnoliopsida; Gentianales; Rubiaceae. The record is from the annotation of a GenBank genome assembly.